GUGCUUGGGUUCGAGUCUUGACAUAAUCAGGUAAGGGGUUGGUGCUGAAACUGUGACUAAUCCCCAUGUCACUCGAGAAUAUGUUGCGUGGGACCUGACGCGAUGCUUCUUGACGAGGUGUGAAGACCACUAUUUUCUUAUCUCCCGUCCCCUAAGAAAAAGACGAGAGAGAGAGAGAGUGUAACUGCUAAAUUAUAAGACUAGGUGGGAACAUUUUACGGCUUUAUUAUUGAUUCUUGCUGUAGACGAAGGAUGUGUUGUACCUCUCUACAAAUAGUAGAACAAAGGGAAUUCCAGAGGCAGCCCAUGAUAUUAUUACUACUAGUACUGUUCUUUUCUCAUACUUCUGUGUGCAAUUGGAUUUGAAUUUUGGUUAAAGGAGUGUGAAUUUUAGUAUGGAAAGAUCGAGAGUGACGAAAACUAUUGCCGCGGGAAGCAUACCUCCACAGCCAAUUUUUGACAUCAUUGAACCCACUCAUCCUUACCAUUCUUAUCCACAAAAAUCAACUGUUAGAGAUGCAUCCUUUUCUUCUUAUCUCAGACCGACGCCAGAACAGAUUAAUCGAGUUGAUGAUUCUGAGACACGCAUUUUUGAUGCGCAGAGUUAUUACUUCAACGAAAGUGGCAGCUGUGAUCCCAAAUUGAACAAGAGAUUUUCUCCAGUUAAUGCUAAUCUUGAACGCAUAUCCGAGCGAUAUGAUUUCUCUUCGGUUCCUAGAUUUUCUUCUGCUUCAUCUUCUGUUGUGGAUGGAUAUGGUAGGAAUUAUAGAGCUCGCUCUUUCCACGCAACGCCAACAGCUUCAUCUGAAGCUAGUUGGAAUAGCCAGACUGGCUUAUUGUCGAAUCCACCUGGUGCUAUCGCUGUCUCGAUGCGAAAUCCAGCUCGAAACGAUGACAAGAAAAAGGGGUGCGGCACAAAAUGGCUUCUUGGGAGAAAAUGUCCAUGUUCAGGUAAGAAAUCUGUUCAAAUUGAGGAAAAGCUAUCAGAAGCAAGAACCCCAUCGCGGAUAAGCCACCCUAGAGUCUCUUCGGAUCUCAAAAAGAAGAUUCAGAAUCAAAUUCCUACCACUGUAGAAAAUCCUAUUGAAAAAAGUUUGGCUGCAUCGGACUGGCUCGAAAGGCGUGAAGUAAUUCCUAGCACUCAUAGAAUCUCAUUAGAGAACAAGCUCGAAAGACGUGAAGUGAUUCCUAAUUCUCACCGAAUCUCAGCAGACAACAACCGAUUCCCUUCAGGCUUAAGCCACCAACUUGUAGUGGCCUCAGCAGGACCAUUCAGUACUGACACUGCUGACAACAACCGAUUCCCUUCAGGCUUAAGCCACCAACUUGUAGUGGCCUCAGCAGGACCAUUCAGUACUGAUACUGCUGGGUUCAGUUUUCCUGUACAGAGCCAAACCCCACCUCCUAUAAAACUGGCGUUGCCAUCAGCUACUUAUAACCCUCCUCUUGAGGAUCCACCUCGCUAUUCGUUGGAAGUUUUUCGGCCAGCUGAUGAUCCUAUUCCAACCAAGUCAAUUUCUGAUCUUCACCGACGUCAAAGCUUCACAGUUAUAGAUGAUGACAUGGCAAGUGAUGCAAGUUCAGACUUGUUUGAGAUCGAGAGCUUUUCAACUCAAACAACAUCAUAUGCAAUGUGUCCUAAUCUUCGUGAUUCUCUUGAUGAUGCUUCAAGCUUUAACGCAAGGCGAUUAGCUGCAACCAAUGGAGGGAGUUUGUAUUGUAGACGAAGUCUUGAUGAUCCUAGAACACCAUCAGUUGCAGCAACAGAAUGUUAUGAGCCAAGCGAGGCUAGCAUAGAAUGGAGUGUGACAACAGCAGAAGGCCUUGAUAGAGGAAGCGUUACAAACUUCUCAGUUAGUGCAUCAGAAGUUGAUGAAAUGACAAUGAUGCGCGGCGGCGGCGGCGGCGGAGGAGCAGGGAAGAAGAGAGGAGGGAAUGGAGGGUUGUUGAUGAACUGUAGGUGUGAGAAGGCGGUAAGUGUGGGGCCACAUCCGGUAAAAUGUGUGCUUACAGAGGGACAAAGAGUAGUGAGUUCCACACAGAGGCAUGUGGGAAGUAGGGCAGCUAUUAAGAACAAACCACCACUAGCUAGGUCUCACUCUGUUCGCUUGCCAUGACCUUUCGCAGUAUAGUAAGCAAGCUGUGAUGGUAAACAACUUGCAUCCCAUGUUCGGCAGAUACUCUUUUCUUCCUUUUGACUGAGUGUUGAUCAAGCAACUUAAUACUUUUGUUUGAGUGAAUAAAUGAACAACUACAAUGUAUUUGAAGUUCUUACACA
Messenger RNA from Populus euphratica (Euphrates poplar), 2278 nucleotides. RefSeq names its product protein PHYTOCHROME KINASE SUBSTRATE 4-like. Lineage: Eukaryota; Viridiplantae; Streptophyta; Magnoliopsida; Malpighiales; Salicaceae. Gene Ontology annotation, biological process: phototropism. The record is from RefSeq and is a predicted model, not a curated record. The coding region runs from base 396 to 2117 and encodes 573 amino acids. The transcript has a single exon.